GCGGCGCGAGGCCCUCGGGCCGCGCCGGUCGCGGUGCUGGCAGCCACCAUUUGGCGAGCGUUUGCCGAGGGUCGGGUCUCGCGACUUGUUCGCCCUGAGUCACCCGAACAGCGGUCCCGUGUGACAGAAUCCGUAACCCCAUUUUACGGAGCAGGCGAUUGGGGCCUUAGGGAGCUCGCCCAAGGUCACGCAUCUCCUAACAGCCAGAGCCGGGAUUCAAACCCGCCGCGUCCUCCUCCGGGACCGUCGCUCUUAACCACUGCCUCCUCUUCCCCCAAGUUCACUGAUGCACCUGCUUGAACCUCAGUGUCCUCAGGAGGGGUAUUGGCAAUUCCAGUGGUGGUUUGGGGCUUCACUGAGAAAAUGUCCCUAAAAGCUCCUGGCACGCUGCCUGGGACGCAGUAAGUGCUCGAGGAGUGACGGCUCGUCACGGAACACGUAACGCACAUCUAAGAAAUAACGCUUGAUAUCGUCUGUCUCCUUCAGGAUUUGUGGGUGGAAGGCAGGCAUGGUCAGACCCAUUUCACUGACUGGAAAGCAGAGACAGGACGUGUCUCCCUCCACGUCUUUCGGCCAGUAAAAGCAGCCAAGCUGGAGCCCAAAGCCAGGUGUCCUGACUCCCAGCGGGGGGCUCCCUGCACCAACCAUGAGCCGCCUGCUCUGGAAGAGGGUGGCCGGCGCCACCACCACCGUCGGGCCAGGGCCAGUUCCAGCUCCAGCUCCGGGGCGCUGGGUCUCCAGCUCCGGCCCCGCCCCCGUCCCCAGCGACGGGCAGCCGCCGCCGCCGCCGCCGCAAGUGCCAUCCUCGGAGGGCGGGCAGCAGCGGUACAGCCCGUUGCACAUCCAGAUGCUCUCGAGAGGGCUUCACGAGCAAAUCUUCGGGCGCGGCGCGGAGACGCCCGGCGAGGCCGCGGUGCGCCGCAGCGUCGAGCACCUACAGGAGCACGGGCUCUGGGGGCAGCCGACCACGCCCUUGCCGGACGUGGAGCUGCGCCUGCCGCCCCUCUACGGGGGCAGCCUGGACCAGCACUUCCGCCUCCUGGCCCAGAAGCAGAGCCUGCCCUACCUGGAGGCGGCCAACUCGUUAUUGCAGGCCCAGCUGCCCCCCCGGCCCCCGAGCUGGGCCUGGGCGGAGGGCUGGACCCGGUACGGCCCCGCGGGGGAGGCCGUACCCGUGGCCAUCCCCGAGGAGCGGGCCCUGGUGUUCGACGUGGAGGUCUGCUUGGCAGAGGGAACUUGCCCCACAUUGGCGGUGGCCAUAUCCCCCUCGGCCUGGUAUUCUUGGUGCAGCCGGCGGCUGGUGGAAGAGCGUUACUCUUGGACCAGCCAGCUGUCGCCGGCUGACCUCAUUCCUCUGGAGGUCCCUGCCGCUGCCGGCGGCCCCACCCGGCGCGGUUGGCGGGAGCAGUUGGUGGUGGGGCACAACGUUUGCUUUGAUCGAGCCCAUAUCAGGGAGCAGUACCUGAUCCAGGGCUCCCGCAUGCGCUUCCUGGACACCAUGAGCAUGCACAUGGCCAUCUCAGGGCUCAGCGGCUUCCAGCGCAGUCUGUGGAUGGCAGCCAAGCAGGGCAAGCGCAAGGCCCGGCACCCCACGCAGCGAGGCCAGAAGUCCCCACACAAAGCCAAUGGCCCAGUGAUCUCAUCCUGGGACUGGCUGGACAUCAGCAGUGUCAAUAAUCUGGCAGACGUGCACGGCCUCUAUGUGGGGGGGCCUCCCUUAGAGAAGGAGCCUCGAGAACUGUUUGUCAAGGGUAGCAUGAAGGACAUCCGUGAGAACUUCCAGGACCUGAUGCAGUACUGUGCCCAGGACGUGUGGGCCACCUAUGAGGUCUUCCAGCAGCAGCUACCGCUCUUCUUGGAGAGGUGCCCCCACCCGGUGACUCUGGCUGGCAUGCUGGAGAUGGGGGUCUCCUACCUGCCCGUCAACCACAACUGGGAGCGGUACGUGGCGGAGGCGCAGAGCACGUACGCGGAGCUCCAGCGGGAGAUGAAGAAGUCGCUGAUGGAGCUGGCCAACGACGCCUGUCUGCUGUGCUCCGGACAGAGGUACAAGGAAGACCCCUGGCUCUGGGACCUGGAGUGGGACCUGCAAGAGUUUAAGCAGAAGAAGGCAAAGAAGGUGAAGAGGAAGGAGCCACCUGCAGCCAGCAAGUUGCCCAUCGAGGGGGCUGGGGCCCCUGGGGAUCCCGAGGAUCAGGAAGACCCUGGCCCCCCCAGUGAGGAGGAGGAGGUGCAGCGAGAUGGCAUGGCUCGCGCCUGCUUGGAGCACCUGAAGGGGACCGCAGAGGUCCUGCCCAAACGGCCCCAGCACCUUCCUGGACACCCUGGGUGGUACCGGAAGCUCUGCCCCCGCCUAGAUGACCCUGCGUGGACCCCGGGCCCCAGCCUCCUCAGCCUGCAGAUGCGGGUCACUCCAAAACUCAUGGCGAUGACCUGGGAUGGCUUCCCUCUGCACUACUCGGAGCGGCAUGGCUGGGGCUACCUGGUGCCCGGGCGGCAGGACAACCUGGCCCAGGCGCCCGCGGAAACUGCCCCGGCCUCGGCCGGGGUGGCCUGCCCCUACAGAGCCAUCGAGUCCCUGCACAGGAGGCAUUGUCUUGAACAGGGGAAGCAGCAGCCGGAGCAGCCCGCAGGCCUGGCGGAGGAGUUCCUGCUCACCGACGGCGGCGCCAUGUGGCAAACGGUGGAAGAACUGGGCUGCCUGGAGGCCGAGGCGGAGGCGGAGGCCAGGGCAGAGCGCUGCGGAACGGCAGUCCCCGGCCAGCCCCCGGCUCUGACUGCCGCUGGUGACCCCAAAGCCAGCCAGCCAGCCUAUCACCAUGGCAACGGACCUUACAACGACGUGGAUGUCCCCGGCUGCUGGUUCUUCAAGCUGCCUCACAAGGAUGGUGGCAACUACAAUGUGGGCAGCCCCUUCGCCAAGGAUUUCUUGCCCAAGAUGGAGGAUGGCACCCUGCAGGCCGGCCCGGGAGGCGCCAGUGGGCCCCGUGCCUUGGAAAUCAACAAGAUGAUUUCUUUCUGGAGGAAUGCCCAUAAGCGAAUCAGCUCCCAGAUGGUGGUGUGGCUGCCCAGGUCGGCUCUGCCCCGUGCUGUGACCAGGCACCCCAACUACGACGACGAAGGCCGCUACGGGGCCAUCUUGCCUCAGGUGGUGACCGCCGGCACCAUCACCCGCCGGGCCGUGGAGCCCACGUGGCUGACCGCCAGCAACGCCCGGCCUGACCGAGUGGGCAGUGAGUUGAAGGCCAUGGUGCAGGCCCCGCCUGGCUACGUGCUCGUGGGCGCCGACGUGGACUCGCAGGAGCUGUGGAUUGCCGCUGUGCUCGGAGACGCCCACUUCGCUGGCAUGCACGGCUGCACGGCCUUUGGCUGGAUGACACUGCAGGGCAGGAAGAGCAGGGGCACCGACCUACACAGUAAGACCGCCGCGACCGUGGGCAUCAGCCGGGAGCACGCCAAGAUCUUCAACUACGGCCGCAUCUACGGGGCGGGGCAGCCCUUCGCUGAGCGCCUGCUAAUGCAGUUCAACCACCGGCUCAGCCGGCAGGAGGCAGCCGAGAAGGCCCAGCAGAUGUACGCCGUCACCAAGGGCCUCCGCCGGUAUCGGCUGUCGGAUGAGGGCGAGUGGCUCGUGAGGGAGUUGGACCUCCUCGUGGACAGGACUAAAGAUGGCUGGGUUUCCCUGCAGGAUCUGCGCAAGAUCCAGAGAGAAGCUUCGAGGAAGUCACGCUGGAAGAAGUGGGAGGUGGUUGCCGAACGAGCGUGGAUGGGGGGCACAGAGUCCGAAAUGUUCAAUAAGCUGGAGAGCAUUGCCAUGUCUGACACCCCGCGUACCCCAGUGCUGGGCUGCCGCAUCAGCCGGGCCCUGGAGCCCUCGGCUGUCCGGGGGGAGUUCAUGACCAGCCGGGUGAACUGGGUGGUGCAGAGUUCUGCCGUGGACUAUUUACACCUCAUGCUCGUGGCCAUGAAGUGGCUUUUUGAGGAAUUUGCCAUUGACGGGCGCUUCUGCAUCAGCAUCCACGAUGAGGUCCGCUACCUGGUGCGGGAGGACGACCGCUACCGCGCAGCCCUGGCCCUGCAGAUCACCAACCUCCUGACCAGGUGCAUGUUUGCCUACAAGCUGGGUCUGAAUGACCUGCCCCAGUCAGUCGCCUUUUUCAGCACAGUCGAUAUUGACCAGUGCCUCAGGAAGGAAGUGACCAUGGAUUGUAAAACCCCUUCCAACCCAACUGGGAUGGAAAGGAGAUACGGGAUUCCCCAGGGUGAAGCGCUGGAUAUUUACCAGAUAAUUGAACUCACCAAAGGCUCCUUGGAACCGUGAAGCCAGCCUGGACCGUAGCUCUGCCUGCAGGCCCCAGAUUUGCUCCCGUGGAGCUCGGUCGGGGCAGCGCAGGCUCCCACACUCAGGCUCGCAGCUGUGCUUUUUGCAAAAGGGCUUGCGGGAGGCCAGCCCUCUUCAGUAGCAGGACCUGCCAAGAACGACGGCCUCCGAGGGAAGGUGCAGUGGAGUUCAGCGGGUUCAGAGCCAAGCUGCCAACAGCGGUGCAGGCGCUAGGACAAGGGGGCAGUGUUGCUUGUCGGGUCAAAAGAAAGCAGAAGCCCCAAAGUUCACAUUAACUCAGGCAUUUCAUUUCUUUUUUCCUUUUCUUCUUGGCUGGUUCUUUGUUCUGUCCCUCGUGCUCUGAUGCAGUGCCCUAGCGGGGGAGAGAAGUAAUGCUCCAAUGUGAUAAGCCUGCUCAGAGGCAGUGGAAAUAAAAACAAAAAUCCUUUAUCUUCUCAUCAAAGCCUGUGGUAGUCCUGCUUUCUCCUCCUUCCCACUCCUAGGAGGUGGUUCUGUCUGUGGAAGAAAAGGGAGGCCUCCCAAGGGGCCGAGCAUCCAGUGCGGAGGCCCUUCCUUGGGGCAGAGGCGGGGUUAGAGGACAGGCGCCUCCGUGCCCUCCGUGAGCCCCCUGCCAGCUCGGUGACGGGACCGGGCACAGGACGGCCUAGAAUGGGAGCUUCACACUUUUGAGAAGCCAGAAAUAAGGAUGUCUUAGUAAACUUCCAUCUUGGAUACAGCUGAGCUGCUGAAGCGUCUGGGAGCUCCCUGGGGUGUGCUCUGCGACCACCCAACUACAGGGCACAGGAGGCCGGGGAGGGGGGCGGACAGUGGAGGAAGCCACACGCGAGCCAGGUGGCCGCACGGAGAGAGCUUUCACCAGCUAGUCAUUUUCUCAUGGUUCAAAAGGGCACGGGGAAACCCAAACUAAGAACUUGUGUCCUCACCCCCUUUCCGGAAAGGUCUACCCCACAUGGCAGCCAUGUGGGUAAUCGUGUGGUCCAAAAUCUAGAGGCCUUAGUCUCAGCCGUGCCUGACUCCCGGCCUGACCUCCUUAGCUUUUCUGGGGGGGGGGCUCCCCGCACUCCUCGGUGCUGCUCCUGGCGAGGCUGCCCCCAACCAGUCAGAAGGGCAGCCGGCUUCCUGCGCUCCGGUCGGAAGCAGGCACUGACCUCUUCGUGUUCGUCCUCCUCAUCCUCUCGAAGAACCAUGUCCAGGAUGUUUCCUUUGAUCUUGAAAUCUCGUGAGGUGCUGAGCUUCAUGUGCUGCAUCAGGUUCACCUACGACAGAAUUGUAGGCGUGGGCACGUUCUCUGGCUAGAAGAGGUCCCAUCAGGGACAGCCUCAACUGCUUUUGACAGACCCUUCAGUUCUUUAAAGCACGCACACCCACUUGACCUGUUUUUCCAUAGUUCCUACGUGAUGUCUGAACUCAGGCCAUCAGAUCACAAAGAGCGGAAAGGGUUCUAGUUUCUUCCCCACGGCCCUGUGCGGCUUCAGUGUGCCAUGGCCCCUCCCAGGUAAAAAAUUGGUAGAAAAGAACAGCAUGUGUUUACCUUGGACUUCUUUGAAAGGUGGAUGAGGAAUUUUUCAUACUGUUCAAUGGCGAAGAUGAGAUUAGGGAUUGGCUUGGUUUCUCGAAGAACUCUGGCCUACAGGGCAAAGGAGAGAAGACCUCAACUCCAAGUUCGGAGGUUUUUGAAGUUGUCCUCCAAAGCAGUCAGUAGCAGAACUGCUCUGGGCUUGGCAGGAAAAAGCUAGUCUGUCUGCCAGUCAAAUGCAGGAUUCCUUAUGUUCUGGUAAUCUAAGAUUUCUGGCAGUUAAAUCUCAUCAAAGGAUGGUAAAGACAGCACCGAAUCCUCCUGUUGAGAAUUCCUCCGUAUUCACCGUUCUGCAGACUGGCUAAAAGAAGGGCUACUUGUAGAAAUCCAGUUGCCGCCCUAACCUGACUGAUACUCGAACACUGGAAGCUCACUCUGCACCAGCUCUGUCUCCCCCUUCUGGCCUAUGUGACCUUCUCACUGUUGGGAUUCUUUCUCCCAGUCGGACUCUAACUCGUAAGUCCUCCCAAACAAACUAUAUACAAUCGAUGUCUUUUGUUUUGUUUUUUUUAAUAAAGUCCACAAAUGAG
Molecule: messenger RNA, 6448 nt
Organism: Leptonychotes weddellii (Weddell seal)
Lineage: Eukaryota; Metazoa; Chordata; Mammalia; Carnivora; Phocidae
Source: RefSeq, a predicted model, not a curated record